ACCGUAUUUUUCUAGACGCAGCUGACGAUGUAAACAAGAAGAGACUGUCGAGGGCAACGGGGACCAAACAGGCCGGUGUCAACGCAAAUGAUAGCCAUUAUCUGCUCCUAGACGGCGGACAUGGGGCCCCCUGUUACUAUUAAAGUCAAUUUCCGUGGGAAUGUGAAGAGAUUCCUGGCUCAGGAUUUGGACAAACUGGAAUGGGAAUCGGUCGAAGCCUGGAUUAAAGCGUCUUUUGGGAUCAGCCACUUUCAAGUAAAAUAUUUUGACGAGGACAACGAAGAGAUAUGCAUCAACAGUCAAGAUGAAUAUGAAGAAGCCAUCAAGAGUGCAGAGAAGCAGGGGAACCAGUUGCACAUGAAUGUGUACAAGAUGAAAGGACAGGCCUGUGGAGGCCCACUGAAGACAGAGGUGAAGGAGCUGAAAGGAGACCUCCGGCCUGCUCCCCCUUACCCCUCCAGGGUCAAGACUGUUGACAAGGGCACACAGGUCACCCCAGAGAGAGAAGCUGUGACAGUAAAGGACAACAAGGGGAACAAACCUGAAGAUGAGCCCCCUCCCAUGUGGUUUAGAUCAUACAUGGAAAGGUUUAAAGACGAGGUGGUGAAAGAGGUAGUCGAAAGGAUGUGCAGCGACUUCUCUGGCCAGUGUUGCACCCACAAAUCCUCUGAUAGGCCCCAUGAGACAAUUGAGGCUAGUGGUGGACCUGUAGGGCCCAGGCCGGGCCCCUCGACCUCGAAUGGCUCCCUUGGCUACACCCCAAACUGCAGCAGUUGCAACAAACUCACCUCUGAGGGGGCUUACAAGUGCAGUGUCUGUCCAUCCUGCAUCCUGUGUGAAAUGUGCCGACACAGCCACGACCCCAGCCACAACCUUGUUAGAACCAAGACACCUCUUUCCAUCCCCGAGCACGGAAUGUCAGGAGAGUUGAGGUUCCCAAGGCGAGGAGACAGGACAGUGCGCAAGGCCGAGCGACAGCGCCUCAAAGCAGAAAGGAGGCAGCUAAGAGCUGAAGUCAAGGAAAUCAAGAAGAAACUGAGACUGGAGAAGAGGGGGCUGCAGUGGAGUGGACCCUCUACCUCAGGCAGAGCCAACCUGACAAACAUGGCCACAGCGUCCACCCAGGUCCCAGCCCUGCCCCCACAUGCUGACUCAGAAACAGCCUCAGGUCCAGCCCCAGCCCAUGGUCCCAUCCCUGCCCCGGUCCCUGAUCCCCAGGCCUCCAGUCCAGAGGGUCCCGAGGUCUCGCACUCGUCCUUGGUGCCCACUAUGGCUGCCUUGUUUCUGGAUGAAAAUCUGCCUGACGGCACCCGUCUGGAGCCUGGUACCAAGUUCAUCAAAUACUGGAAGAUGAGGAACUCGGGCACUAUCAGCUGGACCUCAGAGACUAAGCUAGUGUUCAUGUGGGGAAACCUCGGCCUGGCGUCGGAGAAGAAGCGGGAGGUGCCGGUCCCCUUGCUGCUCCCCGGACAAGUGGGAGUAGUCAGUGUGGCCUUUGUCGCGCCUGUGAUGGAGGGGACCUACACCUCCCACUGGCGGCUGGCACACUGCGGGUGCCAGUUUGGCCCGCGUGUGUGGUGCAGCAUCGUGGUUGAUCCUGGAAAUAGCCGCACCAUGGUCGAGCAACCGAGGAAAAAACUGGAGGAGGUAAGGCUGGUGGAGAAAGAGAGGGAGCUCAGGUCUGUAGACAUCAGCCAUGACGACUACUACUUCCCCUCAGUCGACCUGCUGACUGCACAGGAUCUACUGUCGUUUGAGUUGUUGGAUAUAAAUAUAGUGCAAGAGCUGGAGAAAGUCCCUAACAACACUCCUGUUGAUUUGACACCCUGUAUAUCCCCUCUGCCCCAUGAUCCACCGACAUGGGAGAAGACCAUCACUUUACCAACAAAAGAAGGCACAGAGGUCACAGGAGUGAAACAGAGACAGCAGAAGGACUUAUCAGAGUCGAUGACUCAGGAGGAAGAAAGAGAAGAGGAGAUCAGUGGAGCCCAGUUCCUGUUUGAGACGGUCAUUCGCUCCCUCACCUUGGAGGAAGCCCCCGACCACAGACCUCUGCGCAGAGCUCAUCACAGCAAUCACAAACCACAGACUGUUUUCCGUGGGCCAAGCAUUUGCAUUGAGAGAGAGGUGGAAGCUGAGAAGACGGGAGGGAAGCAAGAAGCAAACGAGGAGAUCUGUGCCGUUACACUCGAGAGUUCAGCUCACAACGCAAGUCUCAACCAGAUCGGCCAAGAGGUGGAGACAGGCCAAGCUCUUCUCCAAGAACCAGUGACUGAAGACAUGUAUAUCAGCUCACAUGAUAAGGAGGAUGAAGAAGCUAUGGUUUUGGAUGACAUUAAGGUUACACAAGAAGAGAGAGAGGAGGGAAGAACCAAAGGAGAAGACUGGGAUGAGGUCAGCAGCCAGACCUCCUCAGUCUCCUCCUGCGACGACUACAUCAUCGUCCUUCCUGACUGCUUUGACACGAGCCGUCCUCUGGGGGAGUCCAUGUACAGCUCUGCCAUGUCUCAGCCUGACACCGCCGCCGUGGAUGCAGCUGCCGCAGUGACGUCAGCCAGUCCUGACGUGGAGGAGGAGGAGGGAGAAGAGGACUCAGACUCCGAGUCGGGCAGGACGGCUCUGCCGAGAGAGACGCAGGAGAGGAUGGAGGUGGUUGCUCCUGAGGAUUCAGCGGGUCCACCCAUCCCACCCAUCCACAGCAGCGUGAACCAGAUGCUGUGUGCAUCGCAAACUCUGGACGCCGUGACGCUCACCCCUGAAGUGGUGACACCGCCGAUUCUUCUUGACCCCCUGCUGUCCCCACCAGCCCUCUACUCACCCAGGUCGGAGGCACUGUACUUGGCUGAGGACCCCAGUCCUCCAGCCUGUGAACCACAUGAGCCUCACCAACCAAGGGUCCAUCUAAACGUGUCAUCUGGUCUGUCCAGAUCAGCAGGCUCAGCAUCCAGUGCCUUUGAGACAUACAACCCCAGACCCAGCAACGCACUGCAGCCAAGGGGCCAAGGAGGCAUCACUGAGGGAUUUGUCAAGGGGGCUCUUUCUGUGGCAGCAUCUGCCUAUAAGGCUCUUUUCACUGGACCAAACUGUCAAAUACAGCGAGGCAUCGACCCAGCCACCAGACAGGACCCCUCAUUGAUGGCAAUGCUGUUGGAGAUGGGCUUCAGAGACCAACGGCUCAACCAGCGGCUGCUGAGGAAGCACAGCUACAGCCUGCUGCACACUGUCAACGAGCUGGUGCAGAUGGCCGAGGAAGGUCAGAAUGGAGCCGCCAAUGCUCUGCAAUGAGGGGAGCUGUGACAAAACAACCUGUGAGGUUGUUGAGAUACGGAGACAUCGGAAGCAUUUUAUUGGACUUUUAAACACUCGACGGACCUGGUAAUUGCUUACACUUUCCAUGUGUCUGGAGUUAUUUUGAGUUAUUAAAGAAGAGACAAAGAAAAGCUAUUUAUGAUUCGUGCAUCCAAUUGAUCUUAUCAAAGGGUGGAGAGUUUAUUUAGACCAAUAGUCAAGAAUGUUAUUUGAAAUGUUAAAGGAAAAAAAAACAACUGAAAUAUAAGCACUUAUUUCAUAUUCACUGCUGUUUAGAAACGAAACAAGCAUUCAUGAAUGGCUUCUCCUUCCUUUGCCUAUAAAUUAGCUUUGAGAUUUUGACCAAAUUAAUCUCAUAUAUACACGUGAUUAUCUAUACACACACGUACGCACACACAAACCUGUAAAUUGUUAUGGAUAGUGGUUAAUGUUUGCCAUGCCUUGUUUACCUGGGCCACAGAGCUUUAUUGUGUUGGUCAUAAGGAUCUAGAAGAUGUAGUUUUGUCAGGAUUAAAACAAACAAAAAAGUGUGUAAUUCAGCUUCUUCAUCUUAGUGUUUGUAUGGCUGUUGUAGCUGCUUCCUCCGCGCUGCUUCCUUGUCAGGGUUUGGCUAGAGUCUCCUCGAAAAUAGAGCAGUAAAAGUGAAUAUUGUUGAAUGUCAUAAAGAGGUAGAAAAGCCAGCUGUUGUUUAAGGCGAUGUUACUGAAGCUACAUUUAUAUUGUGGGUGUUUAGGGGCCAGCGGUGCAGUUGCAGGAAACCACAAACACACACAUUUCUGACUCUCUAUCUCGAUUAAUGUCACGAAAAUCUGCCUAAACAAUGCAAUCUUUUUUCUGUAUCAGAGUACUGUUAUUUUAGACGUUGACAUGUGGAAUGUAACUGUCCGGACGGAUCACUGUUUGGGCUCCGAUGUUUUCUACCGCUUUUUAGGAGACACCUGCAUGACAGGUAGAGGCUUUAAAGAUGAUUCGUGUCCUUGUGUCUUAGCACAGUCACAGUUGAAGACGUCCGCUUCGUGUAAAUCGUUUGACACACCCCCCUCCCCCUUUCCCCCGCCUGCAUUUACCACGCGUCAUCUUUCCAGAACCGAUAUAACCAACACUAAUCCAAGCCUAGAUGUCUCUAACAACACAUUCCAUAAUCCCGUGGUGGAACCAAGUAUACCUUGUUUCGUUUAAAAAAUUGCCUUUUUGUGAAAGAGGAUUUGUAGUUAGUUGAAAUAAGCAUAUGAUGGUUUGACAUUGUUUGAUGAGUGUGUGUCGAUUUAAGUUAAUGUCAGUUGCUGUUAGGUUGAAUUGUUUCCGCGUGUGUGUGUGUGUGUGCGGUUAAGGAUUUUUGAACCAUGUCUUUCUUAUGUUGAUGAUUUUACCGUGAUUUAAAGAAUCUGAGAAAUUCUUAAUCUAUCAUCUAUGCUAUUCUUCAGAGUGUAUAUCUUCAAAAAAAAAAAAAACCCUCUACUGUCAAUCUGCCAAUAAAAUAUUUGCACAUC
Molecule: messenger RNA, 4799 nt
Organism: Solea senegalensis (Senegalese sole)
Lineage: Eukaryota; Metazoa; Chordata; Actinopteri; Pleuronectiformes; Soleidae
Gene: nbr1a
Product: NBR1 autophagy cargo receptor a
Exons: 22
Coding region: 121-3285 (1054 amino acids)
Biological process (GO): macroautophagy
Cellular component (GO): phagophore assembly site
Molecular function (GO): ubiquitin binding
Source: RefSeq, a predicted model, not a curated record